UAUAUAUAUAUAUAUAUAAUUUUCAAGCGGGGUUUAAACAAAGAUAUGUGUUUUUUAAUAGCGCAUGAAGACUCUCUGUGUCCGCCAUUAGUUUUCUCUGGCCGUCACUUCCACAAUCUUGUUGUGUUUCUGCCUUUAGCAUCUCUAUAACUGACCGGAUUUUUGCAGAGCUCUCCCUCACUAAUUUCAGCAAUCUCUGCCGAUAGCUUCCAUAUAGUUGAGUGGUGUUUGUCCUUUACAAGGCUAAGCUGUCCCCACUUAACUUUUGUAAGUCUUCCAUCAGUUACAUACAGCUCAAUUAACUGCCAAUCAUAUCAUUAUAGUUGAAAGGCCUUCGUCUUCUAUUAGUGUACCAUAAGCAAAUUUUUAGUGAUUAUAGUACCCCGUUGAAUGCAUAUAUAUAUAUAUAUAUAUAUAUAUAUAUAUAUAUAUGUAGCACCCUGUUAAAUAUAUGUAAAACAUAUACAUAUAUAGUACCCUGCUAAAUAUACAAUAAAGAUAUAUAUAUAUAUAUAUAUAUAUAUAUACAGUACCUUGCGUGUGUAUAUAUAUUUCCAUUAACUGUCACUAUGAAUAUCUCAGAAAGUGAGUUUAUGGACCUUAAUGACAAAAAGGCCAUUUUGUAUAUUCCGGUAUCCGUUUAUAUCGGGGUCACGAUGGUUUUAGGGAUCCUGGGUAAUUCUCUAGUAUGUUACGUCUAUGGUUGUUUGAUAAAACCUACAACGACGACGUGUUUCAUAUUAUUCCUGGGUAUCUACGAUCUGGUCUGCUGCAGUGUUACUCUACCGAUGGAGAUAGUCGAGAUGAGGUACCCUUAUUAUUAUUUGCCCACCUGUAAGUUCCAACGAUUACAAAUCACAGCGACUGCCAUUGCAUCCGGAUUCGUUCUUCUGUCCAUAGCCAUCGAUCGCUACCUGUGUGUGUGCAAACCCCAGAAAUCGAAAAUCGAAUAUCGCAUGGCUGUUAAAAUAGCGAUUAUGUCGGCUGUUGUAGCCGUGAUACUCUCGAUACCCGUGUACUUUAUAUACGGUCAGCACAGUUACGAGAUCGAAUCGAACGUACUCGUAAGUGAAUGCUCGUCGGAUUAUUCAAUGAAAUCAUCAAUACUGCCGCAGAUCUACUACGGAUUUCUGUUAAUCCUCUUCGUGGCAAUUCUCAUACCGUUGUCUCUGCUCUACAUAUUCAUAUGGCAGAAACUCCGGCGGCACAAGAAGAGCUCCCCUUUCGGCACCAAUUACUUGAUGGCUAGUCGCAACAGCUUCCAUUGCCUCGCCAGCAACGAAAUGUCUCUGAUGAUGGCCAAAGGCAAAAGCAAGAGCGACCCAACCGUCAACAACAUCAGAAUCAACCAUACUCCGACCAGGAAGGCGACAAUUGACAAACGAAACGGCCACCAUUUGUAUAAACUCCGCCGAACCACUAUGAAGCUGUUCUUUACAACCGCCUUCUUCUCCGUCAGUUUCAUACCUUAUCAUAUUCUCAUGAUAUACCGGACAAUCGUGGGUAACGUUGGGAAUUUAAUGCCCCUUAGUGAAGUCCUCUACAAUCUGUUCUUACGUUCCUACCAGCUUUAUACUUUGAACCCGACGAUAUACGCCGUGUGUGACCAAAAGUUUUGGAAAGAGCUCUGGAAUAUGUUUCCAUUUUGUAAAUGCGGUCACAAGGAAGAAAAAGAAGACAGCGAGGAAAUUGAAACCUAAAAAAGAAACACAAACAAUAAUGAUAAUAAUGAGAGUCAUAAUAAUAAUAAUAAUAAUAAUAAUAAUAAUAAUAACAAACAAACAAACACGACUGAAAACAAUACCUCCGCCUUCACUAAGGAGGGGGUCAUAAUACAAUGCUGAAAAAACUAUGAAGUAAAGUUAAAGAAAGACUAAAAAACAGAACAUUGUAACUAUUUCAUCAAUUUGAUGUUUUGUGUAGAACUAAAUACGAUAUUGAAACGGUGAAACGGAAUGAAAAUUUACUAAAAAAGAAAAAAAAUUUUUAAAUGAAAAUUUAAUGUGAACGAUAUCAUUGAGAUUGUAAAAAAAAAAGAAAUAGAAAAAGAAAACGUGAUUCUAUUUUUCCCUUUUUUCUUAUAAAAAAAAAAUUCAUGUAAUUUAAUUCAAGUUUAUUUAUUGUCAUUGUACAGAAGUGCAUCGAACAACAAGACGUUUCUAGAAAGAAUUUGAAUUAAAUACGUUACACACACACAUGCAUACAUCCAUACAUACAUACAUACAUACAUACAUACAUACAUACAUACAUAUAUAUUAAUUAAUUAAUGAAUGGCAGGAGAACAGGUGUCACGCAAUCAAUCACCCUCAUUGGUCUACGGCUGUUUCUGCGACAAGAUGAAGUAUACACAGAACUGAAUGCUUGCACCAACCUAUAGCUUCCUCGGAACCAUUAAACAUACAUACAUACAUACAUACGUACGUAUGUGCACAUGUUAACGAUACCAUUUACAGCAUUUAAAAGACGGUACCAGCGGCAACCAUUGAAUAAUGUUCGAACGAACAGUUUACAGCAUGUAACGAACACGUAAAAACUAUGUAAUGAACGUGUAAUAAUGACAUGUAAUGAUAUGUAAUGAUAACAACACGAUUUUGUAAAGGAAGCGGAACAUUAAAAACAUGGCGGACAGAAAUGUACGGAGCAGGCACUUUGUUACUUUUCUCUGUGUUGACCCAGAUCACACACCCACUGUUUGACUAGCUGGGACUGUGUCCACAUAACGAAAGCAAUGCAGACAACUGCGUGCGUGUAUGUCGGUAUGUGUGUGAAUGUAAAUGUGUGUUUGUGUCUGUGUAUAUAUAUAUGUGUGUGUAUGUGUGUAUGUAUAUACGUACGUACGUACAUAUGCAUAUUCUUUCACUCUUUUAUUUGUUUCAGUCAUUUGGCUGCGGCCAUGCUGGAGCACAGCCUUUAGUCGAACGAAUCGACCCCAGGACUUAUUGUUUGUAAGCCUGGUACUUGUUCUAUCGGUCUCUUUUGCCGAACCGUUAAGUUACAGGGACGUAAACACACCAGCAUCGGUUGUCAAGCGAUGGUGGGUGGACAAAAACACACACACACACACACACACAUACUGAAGUCAAAUUUGAAUCUAGUCAAACCGCCGUGUUUUUUCCCAACCAGUAUUAAGAAAAAAUCAUGGGACAACUCAUGUGAACAGAACGACAUCGGUGAGAUUCGAACUCUCAGCGACAUGUUCCCAGCUGACUCACAUCUCAACAGUGGGUGCCACCUCAUCUUAUAUUUGUAAUUAUUUUUUCAAUGUUUCUUCAUGUAAUGUCAUUGAAUUUAUAAAACAACUUAAUAACCAUC
This is a messenger RNA of Octopus bimaculoides (California two-spot octopus), 3312 nucleotides long. Its product is annotated as rhodopsin, GQ-coupled. The record is from RefSeq and is a predicted model, not a curated record. Lineage: Eukaryota; Metazoa; Mollusca; Cephalopoda; Octopoda; Octopodidae. Gene Ontology annotation, cellular component: membrane. Gene Ontology annotation, biological process: G protein-coupled receptor signaling pathway. Gene Ontology annotation, molecular function: G protein-coupled receptor activity.